This is a messenger RNA of Alternaria triticimaculans, 888 nucleotides long. RefSeq lists its product as uncharacterized. Bases 1 to 888 code for a protein of 295 amino acids. NCBI's taxonomy places the organism in Eukaryota, Fungi, Ascomycota, Dothideomycetes, Pleosporales, Pleosporaceae. The record is from RefSeq and is a predicted model, not a curated record. The transcript is spliced from 2 exons.
AUGACCCAACGAGGCUGGCCAGAUGAUGUACGGCAUAUUCUUGCGGAGGCACUGGAGGGACAACCGGCUGCGGUUGAGCUCGCAUUGGUUGUUGCCAACUCACCCAAUCUACGAGAGUUCAUCAUGGACGCCCGUCAUGCGACAUCGCGCUUUGGCGGGUUCCUCGGCGAUGCCCCCAUAUGGCUUUAUCCUAUCAUCCAGGUUGCGCAACGAAAUCUCAUCAAGAGUGUCAACAACCCAUUCUACAACGAGCUCCGGGCUAUCGAUAUAAACAUGCAGAAUGGCGCUUGCUACAGUUCAACUCUCAUGAUCAUGUACUGCAAAGAACUAUCGACAUUUGAGUAUGUGCGGGACUCGAGUAAUGAUUCGUUACGCGGCUUGCCGGAGAUCAUGUCUGGUCUCGAGCAGCAGCAAGACAAGCUACGCAUCCUACGUCUCAACUUUACACAUCGCGACCCACGAGAUGCCCCUGAUCUGACCAACGCGCGCGUCGAUGGGUUCCACCGAUUACAUGCUCUGGAAAAGCUCACCACGUCGUUUCAAAUACUGCUAGGCAGGCCCUCAAUGGAUUAUACCGGUGAGGGAGGCUGGCAGUACCCUCAGCUUCGGGAUGUACUUCCUCGUGGACUACAGCAGUUGUCAUUGGGGAUAAAAUCUACGAUAGUAUCCCACAAAUACCAUGAAGACUAUUAUCGCCUCUUCUCCAGCGCACUCCCUUUGCAAACCCACGGUCUACGUCUCAAGAAGGUAUAUGUAGCGUACUCAGACAGGAAAACGAGCGCCUCUCCGCUGCCAUUCAGUUUCUGGGAUAUCAAGGACUUCUUUGUCGCACACGGAGUCGAGUUUGACUAUUCCAUAUUGAUCCACACCAAGCUAGGAGGUAAGUAA